Molecule: messenger RNA, 540 nt
Organism: Pocillopora meandrina
Lineage: Eukaryota; Metazoa; Cnidaria; Anthozoa; Scleractinia; Pocilloporidae
Source: the annotation of a GenBank genome assembly
AUGAGGGAAAUGCUGAAAAAAUCAAACUAUAUUCGCUCCAGAAGGCUAAAUACAAUAAUCGAAAUAGCGGAGACACAGGACGAAAAUGAGAAUUCGUUAGCGGUCUCGAUUCCAGGGAAAGAACAAAUUUCAAGUGGUGCCUGUACUGCAGCAAGAACACUGAGUAAAAUUCCUCUAGCAGAAAGAUCUGUUGCACGUAGCCCCCGCGUAGAACAAGUCGUUUCCUCCCACGCAACGCCAGAAACACAGUUAUCCACGACAUCACAUUGGCGGGAAAAACCGAAAGUAUCAACAAAACCCACGGGUAUGGACAAAAACUCAAAUACUGACGCUUUGACGCUGAAAUCUCCGGCGGUCAGAAAAGAUAUUUCCGAAGUUGAGUUUUUUUUUCCUGAAUUCUUUACAAACAGCGAGGCGCAAUGCGUUCCCGAAAAGAUUAAGAAUGCUCACAAGGAAGCUAAUCAAUACAUUAAGAGCCAGAGCGACGAUCCGUUCGUCCAGUCCUGGCUGGAUUUGUUUGGGCCGCAAGUUUAUGGUUAG